AUGAGCAGCUGGGGCGUCGCCAAAGACACGCCCGUGGCUGACCUCAUUGGCGAACAUCCCUGUCGGCAGGCCGCGCCUUCCGCGAAUAGAAGAACCCCGCCCAUCGCCCUUUCCCUCUCGCGCCCAACCACAGCUUCUCCUUCCUUCUCCAAUCAUCCUGCACCACCACGACUAGCCAUCCAUCAACCAGAAUCACGAGUCUUGCGCUACAACGCGCUCGUGGUCACAACACGUCAAACCGCACCGGGUACCUUUGUGUAUCUUGUCGGCGCUUCCACACGGCGUGCUGCCCGUCGCAGAAUCGGUGCGCUCAAGUAUCCGCACGCGUCGCAGACACAGGGAACACACGGCUCAGUAACGCUGCCUGGCUUUGUAUCGCGCACGCUGCCAGCUACUUGGAUCGACUUCAUUGUCGCCGGCAUCACCUGCGCACUUGACAAUAUAUCAUUGCGCAGUCGCUGGUCGCCCUUAAAAGCACUGAGCUUGGAGCCGCCAUCUGAGCACGCUCUAGCAACACCGCUACCAGAGUCCUACUACGACUACCACGCCAGCCAGCGUCACCUCGCCCGCGCAGCAAUCGUCUAA
This is a messenger RNA of Didymella exigua CBS 183.55, 585 nucleotides long. RefSeq lists its product as uncharacterized. The record is from RefSeq and is a predicted model, not a curated record. The coding region runs from base 1 to 585 and encodes 194 amino acids. The transcript is spliced from 2 exons. Lineage: Eukaryota; Fungi; Ascomycota; Dothideomycetes; Pleosporales; Didymellaceae.